Anopheles coustani is the source of this 1594-nucleotide messenger RNA. RefSeq names its product charged multivesicular body protein 7. NCBI's taxonomy places the organism in Eukaryota, Metazoa, Arthropoda, Insecta, Diptera, Culicidae. Gene Ontology annotation, biological process: vesicle budding from membrane; late endosome to vacuole transport via multivesicular body sorting pathway. Gene Ontology annotation, cellular component: ESCRT III complex; multivesicular body; cytoplasmic side of plasma membrane. The record is from RefSeq and is a predicted model, not a curated record. The coding region runs from base 41 to 1435 and encodes 464 amino acids. The transcript is spliced from 2 exons.
CAGUAAAACGUAGUUGCCGAUUAAAUUUUGUUUUUAAAGUAUGGCUAGUGAAAUUCGUGGGGUAACAGAAACGCCCACUACCCAACUAGAAAGAUCUUUCUUUCCCGAUUGUUGGAACGAUGAUGCACGAAUGGGGCUUCUCUUGGCCGAAUUUCGUCCAAGAACAGUCAAUCCUGUGAGCUAUGAUACAAAGAUGAAAUUUUGGAAAGAUCUCAUUUCUUCAUAUUGCCGAACAACGGGAUCAAGUGUUGCAUCUAUUGGUACUCUGAAAGAAUCUUUUCGUCGUAAAGGUACGGUUCCGUACUGUCUGCCGGUCGUAUUUGAGGAUAUGAUUGCGAAGGGAGAAGUUCUUGCAAAAGAUCAGCUCUAUGAACAACAACAAAAGGCUUCGCUUGGUUGGGGACCAUGGGCUGUGGAAAACCUGAUGAAAGCACCGUUGAAAUGGGGAUACGAAAAGGCGCGCCAAACGGUUAUAGGAUCAAAAAGUAACAUCGAAUCCUGCGAUUUCAUUCAUAUAGAAACUGUGCAGUACCACGGAGAAACUAUUGAGCAAUUGAUCAAAAGCCACGACCUUUGCAACAAAAUAGUCAACUACGAUAAGUUAGAGAAACUAAUCAAGCAAUCGACAAAUAUAUCAGAAUACGGGAUUCGUGCGGCCUUAGUCGUGUUGAAGCAGAACAAACGAUUGGUGAGAGAAACCAUUGUACGAGAAGCUUUGAAGGAUGAAAUUAUAAAAUUUGCUGGAUCAAAAGACACAGCACAACCAAUAACAGAUAUAGAGCGAUCUAUUUACGAGAUGGAACAAAAUGAAAUUAUAUUAAUGACCAGCAUUGGUAAAAUAGAGCAAGAUAUCUGCAAUACUAUGGCUCAAGUGCGGGGGUACAUUAAGGAUGGUCGGAAACAUUUGGCUAAGACGUAUUUGAAGAAAAAGCAUAUUCUAGAGAAAAAUAUGGAACGUAAAAUUGGUGUACUGGAAAACUUGCAGGUAUUGCUCUCCAAAAUACACGACACUCAAUCGGAUAAGAAUGUAAUAGAGGCCUACAAACUUGGAACACAUGCACUUAAAAAGGCAUUUGCAGAUGCGGGUAUAACACUCGAUACCGUCGAUGAUGUUUUAUCAGAAAUGAAAGAUGUAUUAGAACAGCACGACGAAAUGCUAAACACAAUUGGUACAACACCCAUCGACGACGUAGAUGAACUGGAACUCGAACAAGAAUUGAGCGAUCUAAUCGACAUAAAGCUUGCGGAGAGCAAUAUCAAUGGAGGACAGUUAGGUCCCGUACCUCCAACAGCCUCUGUCCUACAGCCAGAUGUUACGCCGAUUUCAACAGAAGAUUUUGAUAAAGAGAUAGAAAAACGUUUAGCUGCACUGAGGGUUGAUACAACAGACAUACGUAAUAGUAGUGUAGACGGAAAAAUGAAAAUGAAUAUUUAAUAUAAGCACAACUCAUUUAAAUUUUAUGUUAUUUUGGGAUCUGUGUUUACUACAACAAUUUUAGCGAACAUAAACAAGGCCUAGCCUACCGAAAUUAGUUAUAAUUCUCACUGUUCGAAUUUCUUUGAAAAAAUAAUGAAAAUAAAAUAACGAUAUUUA